Anopheles cruzii is the source of this 696-nucleotide messenger RNA. RefSeq names its product odorant receptor 46a-like. The record is from RefSeq and is a predicted model, not a curated record. Gene Ontology annotation, molecular function: odorant binding; olfactory receptor activity. The coding region runs from base 1 to 696 and encodes 231 amino acids. The transcript has 4 exons. Gene Ontology annotation, biological process: detection of chemical stimulus involved in sensory perception of smell; sensory perception of smell. NCBI's taxonomy places the organism in Eukaryota, Metazoa, Arthropoda, Insecta, Diptera, Culicidae. Gene Ontology annotation, cellular component: plasma membrane.
AUGUCGAUGGCGGCCUUCUUUCUAUUCGUGUCCUUCUACGACUUGCUGGUGGUAUUUCGGAACGAUCUGUUCGGGUACGAGUUGAACUUUCUCUACCAGGUGAGCUGCAUCCUAUGGACUCCGCCCGGAUUGACUGCCUCGCAAAACAUGUUCUUCUCGCUGAUCGUCAACAUCUGCGUUCAGUACGAUCUGCUGCUGAUCCAGUUAGCCGAUCUGGAUGAGCUGAUUCGCAACAAGGCCAGCGAUAGAAUAAUACGCCAAAAGCUUCGGCACAUCAUCUGCCGCCAACAACACCUCGAACGAUUCAUUAACGGGAUCGAACGUGUCUUUUCCAACAUGGCUUUCGUGGAAGUGUUUUUCCUGACGCUACAGAUCGUGCUGAUGUUAUUUGUAAUGCGUUCGAACUUCUGGCCGCCAGGAGUGCUGCUGCUACCGGUCUGUAUUUUGCAACUGUUCGUUCUCUGUUUGCCCGGCACGCUGAUCGAGAUGAAAGCGGAUCAAUUGACGGCCACGAUCUACAGUAUCGAAUGGUACGAAAUGUCUGUGUCCAACAAGCGCAUGUUCCAAAUGCUCCUUCAGCAUAGCCAGCAUCCACUUAUUCUUACAUGCGCCGGACUGAUGACCAUCGACAUGAAGCUUUUCAUGAGCGUGGUCAAGAAAGUGUAUUCUCUCUUCAUGAUGCUAGAGAACAUGUAA